Cucurbita pepo subsp. pepo (vegetable marrow) is the source of this 2473-nucleotide messenger RNA. The record is from RefSeq and is a predicted model, not a curated record. NCBI's taxonomy places the organism in Eukaryota, Viridiplantae, Streptophyta, Magnoliopsida, Cucurbitales, Cucurbitaceae.
UCUUCAAAAUUCGCUAUCCAUUUCAUUUUCUUCAACAACUUUUCUCUCUGUUUUACUGUUCCCCAAACCCUCUCUUCUAAUCCAAGUUUCUCUUUCUCUUCAACCUCACAUCUCCCUCAUGGGCUCUUCAUAUUCAAAUUUUCCCUUCUUUUCUCUGGUUUUUUUGGUUUAUACUCAUUGUUCUUGCGAUUAAUGAAGAGAUUAGUAGAUUGCAGUUUUGGUAGGAUCUGGGAGUGGAAGGAUAAUGCAGAGUUGUUUUCCUGAUAAGAACUUCAUCUCAUACUUCCUUGAUUUCCUUCGGCUGUUUCCCGCUUCUUCUUCGUUUCUUUGGGCAAUGAGGGUUCAUUGAGCUAUCUGGAUUUUGUUCUUCUUUGGAAAAACUGAAGAGAGAAUGGAAUAUUUCGCUUCCGUUCAGAUUUUCUGUAUGAUCUUUGCAGUUCUGACUGUGACCGGUGAUUCCUUGGCAUCGGAUGAAGCAUCGGCUCUUAAAAUUUUCAAACAACAAAUAUCUAAAGAUCCAAAGCGAGUUUUAUCAAAUUGGAAUUUACAAGUUGAAAAUCCCUGUAACUGGUCUGGCAUUGCCUGUUCUUCAGAUGGUGGCCAUGUUAUAAAGCUUNAUGUUUCUGGGGCAUUGCUGCAAGGGUUUCUAGCACCAAGCUUGGGUCAACUCAGCUUCCUGCAAGAAUUGUAUCUUCAUGGCAACAAUCUGCUUGGAACAAUACCUAAGGAGCUGGGGUUAUUAAAGAAACUUAAGGUUCUUGAUUUGGGGAGGAAUCAACUCUCAGGCUCCAUCCCUUCAGAGAUUGGGAGUUUGUCAGAUAUUCUGAAAAUCAACUUUGGAUCGAAUGGAUUGACCGGGAGGCUACCCCCGGAGCUCGGAAAUUUGAGAUACCUCAGAGAACUUAGGUUAGAUAGGAAUAAACUUCAAGGAUCUAUUCCAGAUGGUGAUAUCUUAGAACUUACAUCCAAUAUGCAUAGAAUGUAUGCAUCAAAUGCAACUGGACUCUGUCACUCAACUGAGCUCAAGUUUGCAGAUUUUUCAUACAAUUUCUUUGUUGGGAAAGUACCCAAGUGCUUGGACUAUCUUCCAAGGUCAAGUUUUCGAGGGAACUGUUUUCAUUUCAAUGAUCCUAAACAGCGAACUGCAGCUCAAUGUGGUGGUGGUUCUCCACCUGCUGAAUCACAUCCAGGAGGUAGCUCGAAGCACGUACCUGUUCAGCAUGCUUCCAAACACCAAAGAACUUCAAAACCUGCCUGGCUUCUAACCCUUGAAGUCAUUACUGGAAUCAUGACGGGUUCUUUAUUUAUUGUUGCUGUGAUCACUUCUCUUCGAAAAUGCACGGGUAAAUCCUCGAUCAUCAUUCCGUGGAAGAAAUUCUCAAGUGGGAAGGACCAUGAUAGCCUUUACAUCGACACUGAGAUGCUGAAAGACGUACCAAGCAUCACUAGGCAAGAGCUUGAUGUAGCCUGCGAAGAUUUCAGUAAUAUCAUUGGCUCCUCACCGGACAGUAUAGUAUACAAGGGCACCAUGAAAGGUGGGCCUGAGAUUGCUGUUAUCUCAAUAUGCAUUAAAGAAGAAAACUGGACAGACUAUCUUGAGCUCUAUUUUCAGCGAGAGGUGGCAGAUCUAGCAAGACUAAAUCAGGAGAAUGUAGGAAAGUUGCUAGGCUAUUGUAAAGAAAGCAGUCCAUUUACAAGGAUGUUGGUUUUUCAAUACGCAUCGAAUGGAACAUUAUACGAGCACCUUCAUUAUGGAGAAGGUUGUUUCUCCUGGACACGACGUAUGAAUAUUAUCUUAGGCAUUGCUCGUGGUCUUAAGUAUCUUCAUAGUGAACUCCAACCACCAUUUACUAUAUCAGAGUUGAAUUCUGGUUCUGUAUAUCUUACGGAUGAUUUCUCACCGAAGCUGGUUGACUUUGAAAGCUGGAAGACCAUUCUUUCAAGGUCAGAAAAAAACUCAGGCUCCAUUGGAAACCAAGUCACUCAAUGUAUUCUUCCAAAUUCUCUCGAACCACGCUAUCUCGACAUAGAAAGUAACAUCUACGCCUUCGGUGUUAUUUUACUGGAAGUAGUCAGUGGGAGACCUCCAUACUGUAAGGACAAAGAAUGCUUGGUAGACUGGGCCAAGGAAUACCUCGAAUCGCCAGACGAGAUGUUUCACUUGGUAGACCCAGAAGUGAAGCAUUUUGCAGAUGAAGAUCUGAGGACGAUAUGCGAGGUGGUAAGUCUUUGCAUUCAUCCACAACCCACGAAGCUGAUUUGUAUGCGGGACAUAUGCAGCAUGCUGGAGACCAGAAUUGACACCUCGGUCUCUGUUGAGUUGAAGGCGUCUUCUCUUGCUUGGGCUGAACUUGCACUUUCUUCAUAGAUCAGGUUUGAGCUAACACAUAGAUGAUCAGAUAUAUAAAUAUAUAUACACAAAUGUAUUACCUUUUCUUCUUCCAGUUUGAGUUUCCUUCUUUGUUCUUGUAAA